This is a messenger RNA of Condylostylus longicornis, 810 nucleotides long. RefSeq names its product ATP-dependent DNA helicase pif1-like. Bases 1 to 810 code for a protein of 269 amino acids. The transcript has 4 exons. Gene Ontology annotation, molecular function: DNA helicase activity. NCBI's taxonomy places the organism in Eukaryota, Metazoa, Arthropoda, Insecta, Diptera, Dolichopodidae. The record is from RefSeq and is a predicted model, not a curated record. Gene Ontology annotation, biological process: telomere maintenance; DNA repair.
AUGGCACCUGGAACGGCGCUUGAAAUCGUUAAUUUGGUUUUCCAAGAUUUGAUAGAUUACAAACUUCCUUUUGGAGGAAAAGUUGUUAUUUUAGGUGGCGAUUUUCGUCAAGUUUUACCCGUUGUACGAAAAGGUUCUCGGUGUACAGUUAUCGAAACCUUUAAACUAGAGCGGAAUAUGCGAGCUAUUACUGAUCCGGACUUUAGUCAAUGGCUUUUAAACGUAGGUAAUGGUGUUAUUACUAAACCAUCAUCUGCUAAAACAAACUUUUCUAUUAAAAUACCGAAUUCAUUUUUGUCAAAUAAUAUAGUAACAGAUAUUUUUGGAACAAGUUUUACAUAUACUGAUGUACAAAAUAUUUCUCAACGUGCAAUUCUUUGCAUGUACGUAAAUAUUCCAGUAGAAUAUUUGAAUAGCUUAAAUCCUCCUGGAUUGCCCCCAUUUAAAUUAAAUAUUAAAUUAGGUUGCACUGUAAUGUUAUUGAGAAAUUUAUCUGAAUUCGUCAAAAUGUCAUAUAAUGUAAAAUCAUUAAUGGAUCGUUUAUAUCGAAUAUCUUUAGAUACAGCAAACGACCCCGCUCUCCCGUUUAAUUUUGUUAGACAUCAGUUUCCAUUGAACCUUACGUAUGCUUUGACGAUAAAUAAAUCUCAGGGCCAAACCUUUGAAAAAGUAGGAAAUUACCUCGAAGAUCCCUGUUUCUCUCACGGCCAACUUUAUACUGGUUGUUCGAGAGCUAUGAAUUCUAGCUCUUUAAAAAUCCAAAUUAAAAAUAACACCCUGCAAGGAGAGUUUAAAUUUGUCUAUAAAUAA